Penicillium daleae is the source of this 1776-nucleotide messenger RNA. RefSeq names its product FAD-dependent oxidoreductase. The coding region runs from base 1 to 1776 and encodes 591 amino acids. The record is from RefSeq and is a predicted model, not a curated record. Gene Ontology annotation, molecular function: oxidoreductase activity; FAD binding. The transcript has 2 exons. NCBI's taxonomy places the organism in Eukaryota, Fungi, Ascomycota, Eurotiomycetes, Eurotiales, Aspergillaceae.
AUGAUCAGCCCACUUUUACUUUCUCUUUUUGCAAAUGCAGCCAUUGGGGCUCCGCAGUCUGCCAAUUGUCGCUGUCGCCCUAGUGACAGCUGCUGGCCAUCCGUGAAAGAAUGGUCAUCAUUAAACAAGACCGUCCACGGGAACCUGGUAGCUGUCCGUCCUGUGGCAUCGGUCUGUCACCAGCCUGGGUACAAUGCCGAUGCAUGCAAAGUCGUGACCGACAGCUGGACGGACUCUGUCUGGCGCUCCUCGCAACCAGGUGCUGGUCAAUGGGAGAAUUGGGAAGCCUGGCCAGAGCGUAACCAGUCAUGUUAUAUCGAGUCACCCGAAAAUGCCGCCUGUCAGCAAGGCCGCAUCUCGCUAUACUCCGCCAUAGUUCAGAGUGCGUCUGAUAUCCAACAUGCUGUCCAAUUUGCUAGCACUCACAACCUGCGACUGGCUAUCAAGAACACCGGGCAUGACUUUUUGGGACGUUCGACGGCCCCCGAGUCCCUGCAGAUUCUCACGCAUAAUAUGAAGGAUAUCAAGAUUGUGGACAGUUUUGUGCCUAAGGGAUCGUCGAAGAGUGAGGGUCCCGCGAUUACGAUUGGUGCCGGUGUGCAGCUUCCGGAGAUGUAUGAAGCUGUAGCUCAGCAUAAUCGCACGGUGAUCGGGGGUUCCUCGCACACUGUGGGUGCUGCUGGAGGGUAUGUCCAGGGCGGCGGCCAUUCGCCAUUUGGUCAUUGGAAGGGCCUGGCGUCGGACAAUGCAUUGGAAUUUGAGGUGGUGACAGCCGACGGCAAACUCGUCACUGCGAACUCUUACCAAAAUACAGACCUCUUCUGGGCCCUGAGAGGAGGCGGUGGUGGAACCUUUGGCGUGGUCACCAGCGUCACCCUGCGUACUUUUGAGGAAGUACCAGUCGUCGUGUACAAUUUCAACAUUACCACUGCUGGCGGUGAUCCUCGCUUUUGGGACGCAUUCGCUGAAUGGCACGCCGCACUCCCAUCCAUCAAUGAUGGUGGAGGCUCUGGCUAUUAUUUCAGUCUCCCAAAUUAUCCCAUUAGUGCAAGUGUGAGCGUGUCAACCAUCUUCUCCCUCCUGAUGUUCCCUGAAAAGACCGACGUCGCCCAAAUCGACUUGUUGUACCAACCGCUCGCCGCAAAGCUACGACAGAUUGGCGGCGUCCAGGUCGUAAAUGAAUCCAUUCCCUUCCCAACGAUGAGCUCGACCAUCUUUACGAUGCUCAUCGGUGGCCAAUCUGAUAGCACAGGAGGGAUUUCAAUGCUGGCGUCCCGUCUAUAUUCAAAAGAUCUCCUGACAUCUCAAGAUGGACCGGGCCGUCUGGCCAACGCCUUCAAGAGUAUCAAGUGGAAUCCAUUCGCCGAAAUCAUCGGCCACGUUGUUGCGGGUGGUGCCGUCGCGGCCAACGCUGACAAGGUUGAUAGUGCUGUCAACCCGGCCUGGCGCAAGGCCAUAUCGCAUAUGCUCUUCUCCCGAUCAUGGGCGGCUAAUGCCACUCUGGCAGAGCAGACAGCGGUCAUCAAGAACAUGACUGAUGUGGAGAUUCCCAUUCUGCGUGCUGUCGAGGGCGAGGAUCAGAUGGGUGCGUAUCUGAAUGAGGCCAAUGCAUACGAACCUGGCUUCCAGGCUGCCUUCUGGGGUGCCAAUUAUCCUCGUCUGUACAUGAUUAAGCAGAAGUUGGAUCCUAAAGGUCUGUUCAUUUCUCGGAAGGGUGUUGGUAGUGAGGACUGGGAUGAUGCGGGUUUGUGUCGUACUUCAGGUAAUCACGAUUGA